AUGACUAGGGCGAAUCCUGAGUUUAUGCAUCCUUUAAUUUCUGAAAUAGAUAGAGAAUUUCAUAGGUUAAUUAGAGCACGUAGAGCUUUUGUAACUGAUCCUCAUUCAAGUGAUUCUGAUUCUGAUUCUGACUUUGAUUUUGAUUCUGAAUUUGUUGCAGUUUCUGAGAACAUGGCUGAAGAAGGACCACGAGAGAGAACACUAAGGGAGCUGGCUGCACCUGAUUUCACCUACGAAAGCUUGUGUAUCCAGUACCCUGAGGAUGUACCAUGUGUACUCAAAACUGAACUAAUCCAUUUAUUGCCUAAGUUUGGUGGUCUUGCAGGUGAAGAUCCUCAUAUGCACAUCAAGGAGUUUCGUACUGUCAUAUCCACCAUGAAGCCUCCUGAAGUUGACAAAGAUCAUAUCUGUUUGAAGGCUUUCCCUCAUUCCCUUCAGGGAACUGCAAAGACCUGGCUGUAUAACCUGCCUCCUGCAUCCAUUACAAGCUGGGACGACCUAAAAAGAAUGUUCCUUGAGAAGUUCUUCCCUUCCUCUAGGACAACUUCAAUCAGAAAAGACAUCUCAGGAAUAAGGCAGCUACAUGGAGAGACUCUACAUGAAUACUGGGAAAGAUUCAAGACACCAUGUGUGAGCUGCCCCCAUCACCAGAUUUUCGAGCAGCUCCUAGUUCAGUAUUUCAAUGAGGGUCUUCACAACAUGGAGAGACAUCUCAUUGAUGCUGCUUGUGGAGGCGCAUUGAAUGACAUGACUCCUACUGAAGUCAGGCGUUUGUUUGAGAAGAUGGCUGCUAAUUUUCAGCAGUUUCAUACAAGGAGUAAUGAUGCUAUUAAAAGUGUUAAUGAGAUUGGGACAGAUCCAAGGAUGGACAAGCUUGAGAAGAGGAUGGAAACCAUUGCCACCUUGGAACCUACAGCUGAGAAUCCUGAAGCAUAUGCUGCCAACAUUUUCAACAAUCGACCUCAGCAAAACUAUGAUCUGUCAUCUAACAGAUAUAACCCUGGCUGGAGAAAUCAUCCAAAUCUUAGAUGGUCUGAUCAGACACAACAUGCCCAAGCACCGUUUCAGAAUAAUGCUAGACCAUAUGUGCCUCCUCCAGUUCAACAACAAGCGAACAACCCUGCUGCACCACAAGCUGCCCAAGCAUCGUCCUCCUUGGAGGAUUUGUUGAAGCAGUUCAAACAAUACACCAGAUCCUCCAUUCAAAGGCAUGAGGCAUCUAUUCAGAAUCUGACCAACCAGAUAGGACAGAUGGCUACUUCAAUAAUUCAGCUACAAUCCCAAAAUUCUGAUAAGCUGCCCUCUCAGACGGUUGUCAAUCCAAGAAAUAUGAGCGCCAUCACCUUAAGGUCUGGGAAGCAAAUUGAUGCAGACCAUGGACCAGAUCCUGAACUUGAAAAGGAGACAGAGACCAUUGCCACAAGAACUUUCAACGUACAACCACCUUCCAUUCCUCUUCCAUUCCCUUCGAAAGCUAUGCCAAGCAAGAAGAAGGAAGAGGUAGAUAAGAGAAUCUUGGAGAUAUUCAAGAAAGUGGAGGUGAACAUACCUCUACUUGAUGCACUCAAGCAAAUUCCAAGAUAUGCAAAGUUUCUAAAAGAAUUAUGCACUCAGAAAAGGAAGCUGAAAGGAAAUGAAAGAGUUCGCAUGGGGAGAAACGUUUCUGCAAUCAUAGGUAAAGCUGGUAAACCUGCUCCUGUUUCUGAUGUUCCUGAAAAGUGUGAGGAUCCAGGUACGUUUUCUGUUCCUUGUGUCAUAGGUGAUACUAAAUUUGAAAGUGUCAUGCUAGAUCUAGGAGCUUCAAUUAAUGUAAUGCCUAUGUCUAUUUUUAAAUCACUUUCACUUGGACCUCUGAAACCUACGGGUGUUGUCAUCCAAUUAGCAAAUAGGAGCACAGCACACCCUGCUGGUUGGGUAGAGGAUGUCUUGGUUAGGGUUGGUGAACUUGUUUUCCCUGCUGAUUUUUAUGUGUUUGAAAUGGAAAAAGGAUCUUCCCGUAAUACAGUUCCUAUCAUUUUGGGGAAACCAUUUUUAAAGACAGCCCGAACCAAGAUAAAUGUGUAUGCUGGAACAUUGACUAUGAAAUUCGGUGAUAUUGUGGUUAGGAUAAACAUUUUUGAUGCUAUGAAACAUCCACCUGAAGAUUAUUGUAAGACCCUAGACUUACCUAUGUAA
Lotus japonicus is the source of this 2175-nucleotide messenger RNA. RefSeq lists its product as uncharacterized. The transcript is spliced from 2 exons. Bases 1 to 2175 code for a protein of 724 amino acids. NCBI's taxonomy places the organism in Eukaryota, Viridiplantae, Streptophyta, Magnoliopsida, Fabales, Fabaceae. The record is from RefSeq and is a predicted model, not a curated record.